Gadus morhua (Atlantic cod) is the source of this 2324-nucleotide messenger RNA. RefSeq names its product potassium channel tetramerization domain containing 13 (gene kctd13). The record is from RefSeq and is a predicted model, not a curated record. The coding region runs from base 334 to 1344 and encodes 336 amino acids. The transcript has 7 exons. Gene Ontology annotation, cellular component: Cul3-RING ubiquitin ligase complex. Gene Ontology annotation, molecular function: protein binding; ubiquitin-protein transferase activity. Gene Ontology annotation, biological process: negative regulation of Rho protein signal transduction; proteasome-mediated ubiquitin-dependent protein catabolic process; protein ubiquitination. NCBI's taxonomy places the organism in Eukaryota, Metazoa, Chordata, Actinopteri, Gadiformes, Gadidae.
UGCAAUAUCAGCGGAAGUUCCUUAUCAAACGACUAUGCGGAUGUAUCAAAAUGAUCCUCUUUAAAUAUCCUUUAAUUUAACAGUGUAGAAGAGUUAAAAUCCUGAUGGUCUUUGUAGUUAUUUUUUUCGUAAUAAGUAAGAAGUGCUAGCGGUUUGAAUAUUGCUUUAUUUUUAAACCAAACGUUGGAAAUGAAUUGCCAAACGUUACCAGAAACACUGCCGUGAAUUAUUAUUAUACUCUUCCUUAUAAGCACUGGCUAAAUAUUCACGACUCAUCGACGUUAAUUGAAUUAUUUCAUUGGAUGUUGGUGUGUUGGUUUAUUCUUGAGUCCAAUGUCUGCGGAGGCUUCCGCUGCGAGAGCGCCAGGCCUUGGGGAUACGGCGGGCCCCGUGUCCCAGCCCCCGGGCCCCGUCCCAGAGGUCAGCCAUGCGGGGCGGGGGCUAAUGGGUAGCAAGUAUGUAAAGCUCAAUGUCAGUGGCUCGCUGCACUACACAACCAUCCAGACCCUGAGCAAGGAGGACAGCCUGCUGAGGAGCAUCUGCACCGGGGACAUCGAGGCCAUGAUAGACCCAGAGGGUUGGGUAGUGUUGGAUAGGUGCGGUCGCCACUUUGGACUUGUUUUAAACUUCCUGCGUGACGGCUCAGUACCACUUCCGGAAGAGAGCAGAGAACUGGAAGAAGUUUUGAAGGAAGCUCAGUAUUACAGGGUCCAGGGCCUAGUCCAACAUUGCCAGAAUGCCAUGCAGAAACAGACAGACGUCUAUGAAGGUGUCUGUCGUAUUCCCAUGAUCACCUCAGCCAAAGAGGAGCAGAAGAUGAUCGCUACCUGUAGGAAGCCUGUGGUGAAGUUACAAAACAACAGAGGAAACAACAAGUACUCCUACACCAGCAACUCGGACGACAACCUCCUGAAGAACAUCGAGCUGUUCGACAAGCUGGGCCUGCGCUUCAACGGACGUGUGCUGUUCGUCAAGGAUGUACUCGGGGACGAGAUCUGCUGCUGGUCGUUUUACGGGGAAGGGCGCAAGAUCGCAGAAGUGUGCUGCACCUCCAUCGUCUAUGCUACGGAGAAGAAGCAGACCAAGGUGGAGUUCCCAGAGGCCCGCAUCUUUGAGGAGACACUCAACAUCCUCAUCUACGAGAAAGGGGGGCGGGGAUCCGGCGCCUCAGGGCUGGCCCUCCUUGACCAACGGGGUCCUGGCUCAUCGCCUGGCGCCGGCCAAUCAGAGGAGGAGGGGGGUGGUGGAGGCGGGGCAGACAGGCGUGUGCGACGCAUCCAUGUCAGGAGGCACAUCAUGCACGACGAGAGGAGUGGGGGUCAGCAGACGGUGUACAAGGACUAGAAGUUGGAGGCUGAGCAGGAGGGUCAUGGGAGGGGUAUUGGUAAUAGCAAUAGCAUGGAAGCUUAGCCAUUGCGGAAAUGUCAUAAAGGCCCCACAAUGUUGUGUCUGUGUGUGUUGGGAAGAAAAUCUUUAUGUUUACAAGGAAAAUACUUUUUAGGGUGGCACAAAUUCUUAAAAUAUGUAUGUCAAAACUGAGGCUGCGAACGGCGGGGUGACCUGAUAUUUCUCUACUGGCUUAUAUCCAUGGUGACAGCUUAACUCCUCUGCGGUUCUGGGGGGAUUCUUUCAGAAACAGUCUGCUACGCUGUUGACGUCCACAUGGGACUGUGAAUUAUAUGCACUGAGAGCUUCUCUGCUCUGCACAUUUAACUAAAAGCUCCUUGUGUUGUCUGUAAUGAUGAUGAAAGAGCGGUAAAGACGUGGAGUCUGGAAAUAAUAUGUGGUUGCCAUUUUCUACUGAGUGUGAGGCUCUAAUAUGAUUGUUCAGCGGGCACCUUGUUUAAAAAUUAUAACUUAUUGACAUUGUUUCCAUUUGUGUGUUUUCUAUUAAUUUAAGGAAGUAAUUUAUUGUGUUCUUUCCAUUUCUGUUGUUGUAUGCAGGGUGUGGAAAUUGUGUUAUUUUAUUACCGUUUGAAAUUAGUUUUAUUUAAUGGAUUGUGCACAAUGCACUCAUUUCAUUUUGAGUUUCAUCUCAUGGAUGUUGUACUUGAACCCAACAUUUAAAAUGAUACUGACUGCCGCAAGCCAUGAUGGAAUGACAUCCCACUACCCAACAAGUAAAUCCUGAAAUAUGGUAGACCUGCAUUGAAAAUGUUACAAUUUUGAAUUUCCUCUUUAUGGUAAUUAGACAUCAUGACAGCCUUAGGGUUUCAUGCACUCUUUUUAAAUAAUAUUAACGGACUAUGUGUAAAAAUGCACUAAACUUCCGUCCAGAAAGUUGCACAUUGAAAUGUUCUCAAUAAACAAAUUGUUCAACGAUA